UGAACUAAACUUUGGGGUUCCUUCGGCCGCACGUGCUUCGCGCGCGCGCGCGAAGAGUUGCCGUCGGGUGCAUGGCCUGGGCCUCGCAAGUGGCGCAGCUGGCGGGCUCCGUGGCGCUGCAGGGCCGCAGGGAGGAUAAGGAGGGCAGCUUGGAGGGAAGGGCGGGCUCCAAGCUGGUGCAGCCCAUCCCGGGUCUGCAGUCGCAGCUGGUGUGUCCAGGGGACGUGGUCUCCGCAGAGCCGGGCGCCUUGCGCGGCCGCGGGGUGGUGGAGCGCGGGGACGGGAAGCUGGUGGCCACCACCUGCGGGGUGGUGGAGCACGUGAACAAGCUCCUUUACGUCAGGCCUCUGAAGCACCGCUACGCUGGCAGCGUGGGAGACGUGGUGGUCGGCCGCAUCGUGGAAGUCCAGGCGGACCGCUGGGCAGUGGAGAUCGGCACAGCGCAGCUGGCGUACCUUCACCUCGGCGCCAUCCAGCUGCCGGGGAACGUCCAGCGGCGCAGGACGGACGAAGACACGCUGAGGAUGCGGGAGUUCUUCGAUGAGAAUGAUCUCAUCUCAGCAGAGGUGCAGAAGGUCCACGAGUCCGGCGAGCUCGCACUGCAAACCCGGAACUCCCGCUAUGGGAAGCUCCAAAACGGGGUGCUGGCCUGCGUGCCCUCGGUCUACGUGCGGCGCCAGGCACAGCAUCUGGUCACAUUGCCCGUUGGCAUCAUGGUGAUCUUGGGCAACAACGGAUGGGUCUGGGUGUGUGCGCCACCGCGGGUGGCAGGCUCAGGACGUCAAGAAACCAUCAACUUCUCUCAGAUGGAUGUGCGAUACCAGAAGGUACAUCAAGAUAUGAGGGAGCGGAUCUCGCGCAUCCGCAACGCCGUGCUUUGCCUCGUGGGCCACGGCCUGGAAGUCACGCCCGACAGCAUCACUCGCCUCUACGACAAGUCCCAGGCCUUGGACCUCGCCGCCUGGGAGCUGCUGGACACCGCGCGCUGCGAGUCGGCGGGGCUCCUUGAGGCCCUGAUGGAGGCCCUCAGUGCCCACUGAUCUAGAGGAAACUGGCAGCGGGAAAGCCGGG
Molecule: messenger RNA, 1071 nt
Organism: Effrenium voratum
Lineage: Eukaryota; Dinophyceae; Suessiales; Symbiodiniaceae
Source: the annotation of a GenBank genome assembly